CUCCUCGCUGGCUCGCCACCGGCCACCGCCGCUAACCAAACCAACUGCUCUCAGCCUCUCUCUCGCGAGUUUAAGUUGCCGCUCGCCACCUUACGCGUUCAUGCCCCGCCGCCUCCGGCAAUGGCUGCCGCAGCGGUGACCUCGCCGGAUCCCUUCACGUUCCACCCCCUCGUCGCGCCUACGGCAACUCCGGCUGACGUUGACAGCGACGAGUUCGAGUUCCGCGUCCCCGCCGCUGCGGCCGCGCUCUCGGCCGCUGACGAGCUCUUCUCCGACGGAAAGCUCGUGCCUUUACACCCACCCGCGCCUCCGUCUCCUCCGUGUUCUCCGCCGUGCCUGGAGCUUGAGCCCGCAUCCGAGCCGGCGUCCCCUCGCGCCCCGCGGUGCGCUGGGCGGCGGUGGCGCGACCUCCUGCUCCUCGUGUCCAGCUCCAAGAAAGCAAAGGCCGGCGGUGGCGACGACAGGAAACGCGCGGAUGGGUGUCUGAAGCACCGGGAAACGCAUUUCCGGCCGCUCCUCUCGCGCGACUCCUCGUCGUCAUCGACGUCCUCGGUCGACUCCGGCAAGAACGCGCGCCGCCCGCCUCCUCCGUCGCGUUCCCCCCUGCGGACGCGCUCCGCGCCGGUGACAAACCUCCUCCAUCUCAUGUCCAGGAGACCGACCGGUGACAAGAUCGUCGCCGCGGACGCUUCCCUGAAUCUGAGACGCAAGGAGCCGUGCGCGCACCCGCUCCUGACCCGCGUCUCCUCCUCGUCCUCCUCGGACUCCGGCAGGAACCCCCGCGCGCCGUCGCGCCCGGCGGUGGCGGCGGAGAGCCCGCGGGUGAGCGCGUCCGGGCGCGUGGUGUUCCGCCCCCUGGAGCGCAGCUCGAGCACGCCGGCCUCGGCGGGCAUCGGCCCGCGGCGGCCGCGGCCCAGGGGCAUGGAGAGGUCUUACUCGGCCAAUGUGCGCGUGGAUCCGGUGAUCAACGUCUUCGGCUUCGGGCAUCUGUUCAUGCCGUCCUCGCCGGCCAAGGAGAGGAAGACCGACAAGGAAAGGGACGGCGCCGGCCGGAGAAACAGGCCGGAGAAGCUGGCCAUUGUGCUCAGAGAUCCGCAGGAUUAGGCAGUGGCCAUGCUGGCAAUAAUGCAUCAGAUUCUUCCUGUCUCAAUUCUUUUUGCAGCCUUGUUGUUUCUUCCUGUUAUUUUUCUCCCCUUCCAUCUGUAAUAUACCAAUCUUAGUCCAGUUUUUAGAAUCAGUGCAAAGAAAUUUCAGAGCCUUUCCAGUGAAAUCUGAAUUUAACUUGAACUGUGACUCUGAUCUCAGAUGUCAAUGUCCCAUGUAAAAA
This is a messenger RNA of Phragmites australis (common reed), 1327 nucleotides long. RefSeq lists its product as uncharacterized. Bases 121 to 1104 code for a protein of 327 amino acids. Lineage: Eukaryota; Viridiplantae; Streptophyta; Magnoliopsida; Poales; Poaceae. The record is from RefSeq and is a predicted model, not a curated record. The transcript has a single exon.